AUGGUUGGAUCAGCUUCUGGUUCUACCCCCACUCUGCCCCGAGCGGAGGGGGAGGGCCCUCGGGCCCCCUUGGUGCGUCGUGAUCCUGAGGAGGCAGCUCAGGAGGCCUAUGACGAGUUCAUUCGUGCUGAGUUGGGUGAGGCGGCGGCUAAGCAGGCGACCGAGAUGGCGAGGCGUUCAGUUGAAGAGUAUAACCGCGUGUUAGAGGAAAGGUCACCCCCUCAAGCGACCCCAACACUGAAGCAUCAAAGUAUGGUUACUGAGUCGGCUGAGGACAACAAGCAGGCCGAGUUAUCACAGACGAGAGGUAUGUUGGCGCCUCUCCUCACUGGUCAGACGUUGCAAGUGGUGACCGCCCAGAUGCCGGAAAGAUACGAUGGAGCCUCCGACCUAAGGAUCUGGUUCCGAAGGUUCGAGGCAGAUGCCAGGGCGGCCGGUUGGAACGAGCACAUGAUGGCCGAGAGAUUGGGUAGCUUCUUCAGGGAUUCCUAUUUUGAUACUUGGGAUGAGAACGCUGGCAAGAAGGACUUCGCUGCUGAUCGAGAGAUGAUGUUACAGCUCUUUGACCUGAUUCGUCCCGACGAGGCCUUGGAAAAGUUCCACGCCUUAUCUUGGGACGGGAAGGGUCAUGUCAGUCAGUUCAUGGCCAUCUUGAAGCGGGCCCUGGAGGAGUACGACAAGAUGUUACCGGCGGAGGAGAAACUUCCCCCUUUGGUUAAGAGUCGUAUGUUGUUGGAUCGGCUUAUUGCCUGUGCCCCGGAGGGAGCCAGGCCGGUUUUGAGAAGACGUCGACCUAAGGGUAUCACUGAGGUCUGCCAGAUUAUAGAGGAUUACAGAGGGAAGCAGUCUCGGACGGCCAAGCACGCUGCGGCGGCUGUGUCCGAGGAUGAGCAUGCGUGCCCCGGGGCGGUGGCGCAACACCCCUCAGACAAGGACAAGCAGUUGGCUUCGCUUAUCGAAUCUCAGACUAAGGCUAUCAACGCUAUGCAUACUUCGCAGAAUGCCCUGCUUGGGUCCCUGAAGGACAUCCUCAAGGCUCAACAAGACCCUGGUCGUAAGGAUAAGGACAUGCGUGCAGGGCCCACGCAGCCCAGGAGACAGCUGAUGCCGUGCGGGCUCUGUGAGGGGAAGCAUGCAUCCUACAACUGUCCUCAUAAGAAGUUCAGUGAGGGUUGCUAUAUCUGUGGUUCUAAGGCACACCUGUCCCGCUCGUGUCCUGAGCGCCCAGCUCUGCUGGAGAAGAUUAAGAAGGAGAAACCGGUGCGUAUUAUUGGUAGGAAUACGAAGGCAGGCCCGCCUGGUAUUCCAUGGUUGAUGCGAGAUGCAUUGGACGCCGUUGACAGAGGUGUACGGUCGAGGCGGUGUUGCCAAGGUGGCAGCGCGACCUCCUAUAUAGAUUCUGUGUUGAGCAGUCCUACUUCGAUGAUGGAGUCGGUGUCUCCAAGGAUAGCUUUGAUGGCUGCCCAACAACGUCAAGUGUUAGAAACUACUGGGAGAUUGGUAACGCAAGGUGUCCAGACCGUUGACUCCGAAGAAGAGGUGGUCACGGGUGUGGUCGAUAUAGGGAGCCAGACCGACAAGAUCUUGGUUGAGGACAAGGCUAAUACUGAGGCAUCGGACAAGGCUGUGGGCGAGGAUGUGGCCUACAGUGAUACGUCGAAGGAUACGGUUUCGGUGCCUGUUGAGGAUUGGUGUGAGAAGCCUUGUCCCGAAGAAGAGAUAGAAAUCGACUGUGUGAGAGAGCCAGAACAUUAUUGCGUGGGCUGUGCAGCUGCAUUUGCCCAUUUGGAUGUCUCCACCUUCGAUUUCCCUUGUGAUAUUUGCUCUGCCCCGACUGGGUGUGCCGGCCUGAGAGCGGAUGGGCCUCUCAUGACUAAUGAGGAGUUAGAGAGAGCCAACUUGAAGCUCCCGGCCGAAUCACAGGCUAGAGUUCCCGGCACGUCUAAGCCGAAAGGGAAAGAGCUUAUUAAGGGAGAGGAGUGGCCCCCAGCUGCUUGGGAGCAUGUAGAUGGUUUCGAAGGAGAUGAUAUCUGCCAAGAUCCCUUACGGUUUGCGGUCCCAGAGUUUCUGGACGAGACGGUUAAGCUACCAGAUAUAUGUGAGAGCCCUACAGAAGCGCAACAACCAGUUGCUGACCUAUGUGAGGAGUUCAAGGACCUCUUCGUUCUACGUCCCGGACGUUGUACUCAAGCUGAGCACUCGGUCGAGACUGGGACGACUCGUCCGAUUUGUGAGAGGAUAAGGCCUAUUCCUCACAAAUAUCGGGAUGAGAUUUCGGCCUUACUGAAGGAGAUGGAGGAGCUUGGUGUUAUUAGAAGGAGUACGUCGGCAUGGAGGUUCCCGUGUGUCUUCGUCCCGAAGAAGAAUGGUAAAGUCCGGAUGUGUAUUGACUACAGGAACCUCAACAAGGCAUGCCAUACUGAGGCGUACCCUGUGCCCCGGCCAGACGACGUACAAGAGCACCUGGCUGGUGCACGAGUGUUCUCGACUCUCGAUUUGAGAAGUGGUUACUGGCAGAUCCCGGUUCGCAAGGAGGACCAACGGAAGACCGCCUUCUGCCCCGGUCCAGGCUUCCCAUUGUAUGAGUGGGUGAUGAUGCCCUUUGGUUUGGCAAGUGCCCCGGCUACCUUCCAGCGGUUGAUGGAUGCUAUCCUGGGACACCUUCCCUUUGUAAGGGUUUAUCUCGAUGACGUCCUAAUCUUUAGUAGAUCUGAUGAAGAGCAUCUGGAGCACUUGAGGAUCGUCUUUGAGCUUCUACGGGCGACUGGUAUGACGGUGGCUGCUGAGAAGUGCGAGUUUAUGCAGGAUCGAGUGACCUAUUUGGGUCAUAUGUUCAAUAGUACUGGUAUGAGUCCCGACUUGGGUAAGGCCGAGGUUAUCUUACGGUGGCCUCUACCUCGGACUGCCCCGGCCCUUCGGUCUUUCUUAGGGCUGGCAGGGUACUAUAGGAAUUUUGUCCCGCACUUUGCGGAUAAGUCUCGGUGUCUUUAUGAAAUUGUGAACUACUGUACGAAGAACAAGGUUGUGGAACUCGGAAAUCAGUGGGGCAAGGAGGAAGAGCUGGCCUUCAAUGACCUGAAGCAGUGGAUAGCCAGCCUCCCCUUGUUGGCCUAUCCAGAUUUCUCGAGACCGUUUCAGCUCAUGACCGACGCCAGCGAUGUAGCGAUAGGGGCUGUGGUGGAGCAGGACGGAAGGCCUUUAGCCUUCUUCAGCCAGUCUCUGACCCCUACCCAGAAAGUCUGGCCGGUGUAUGAGCGGGAAGCCUAUGCUAUCUUCAAGGCAUUGGAACGGUUCAGACCGUUGCUCUGGGGUUACCAUUUGGAAUUGGUCGUCUUUUCGGACCACAAGCCUUUGGAAUGGAUACAGACGGCUACGACGGCGAAAGUGCAACGCUGGCUCAUUAGUAUGUCUCAGUUUAAAUUUAAGGUAUUUUACAAGAAGGGUAAGCACAACGUCGUAGCUGAUGCCUUGUCCCGGAUUACUACAUCCGACGACAAAGUGGCAGAGCCAGAUCUUGGAGCACUCCAGCGUGAACUGCAAGGUACGCCUGCCCUGGUGACGGACAAGCUAUUGACUGAAGGCAGGGAGGCCGAUGCGAUGGAGAAGGACAAUUUUGCCCCUGCUUGUGUUCUCACCCUCUGUGAGCAAUGGUCAACAGCUGAUUUGGUACGUGAGCAAGAGUUGGAUCCUGUUCUUCGGGUGGUGAGAGACAGGGUCUGGACAGGAGAGCCUUUAGCGAAGGAUGAGCUCAAGGAUCUAGAGUAUCGGCCUUAUCGGAGAGUUUGGCUAACCCUCCGGGUUCAUGAUUCUGGUCUAUUGGUACGAAGAGUGCAGAUUAAUGAAGAGGCGACUUCGAGGUUUGUUCCAGUGGUCCCCGAAGGUCUUCGACGCCAAGCAUUAGAUCGGUUUCAUGAGGAGGCGGGACACUUUCGACGAGAGCACAUGGUGGCACGGUUGAGACGUACAGCUUACUGGCCAGGUAUGAGUAAGGAUAUUAGUGAGUUCUUGUUGCACUGUGAAGGCUGUGCACCCCAUAAGAACGUCUUGCUACCCCACUUGCCGUAUGUCCCGUACCCGGUUGGUUCGCCUUGGCAUACAGUAGCUAUCGAUUUCCUGACGGUGGCUCCCAGCAGAAGCGGUGUAUCUAAACUAUUGGUAGUGGUGGACCACUUCACAAGGUGGGCCGAAGCUGUCCCCGUGGCAGGUGAGAGUGCUGCGGAGGCACUGAAGGCCCUACUGAAUAUCUUUUCGAUUCAUGGUCCCCCGGUUAGGAUACUCUCAGACCAGGGGAGUGCGUUCGAGUCUCAGCUGUUCAAGGAUGUCUUGGCUCAGCUAGGUAUAGCUAAGUCCCGUACUUCGGUCUAUCACCCCAAUGCAAAUGGUCAUGUGGAGAGGUUUAACAGCACCAUUCUCAAUUUAUUGAGAACUCAUGUGACGAGGGUGGAUACCUGGCAGGAUCACUUACGGUCAGUGUUGUGGGCCUACAACACUACACCUCAUAGUGUGACUGGGUAUGCCCCAUUUUUCCUAAUGUAUGGGCGGGAGCCGCCUACAUUAUUUUUCCCAGCUUUGGAACCUUACGUUGAUUACGUGUUUGAUCCACAAGGUUAUCAGCGCCAUUUGUCUCGUAUUCGGGCUUGUAUCGAGGACAAUGUCGACGAGUGGGUUACUGCUCAUGGUGCUGGGUUCCAAGCGCUGAAAGAGAGGGAGAAGAUUGCUGCUGCACGUCGACAUUUUGUGGGACAACGUUUUGAUUCUUCUUGCGCCAAGGGCCUUUGUGUUCCAAGUCCUGGGCCGUUCCCCAUCAUGGCGACACCUACAUCUGCGUCCAACCCAGUUAUAGAAGCCUCAAACGGAGGAGAAGAUCCAGUUCAAUCCUCACGACCUGCUCUUCGAAGGCAAUCUUGUGUCGACUCUGCUGCGGAGUUCCACUCGCCAGGAUCCUUACAAGAAGAGCUGCGUAAGGCGAGGCUGUACAGGGGUCGACUUCGAUCACAGUUGCGAGACACUACUGAGCAACUGAACAACCUCAUUGUGUCAUCCGAAGAUGAUGUUCAAGUACAUGAUGUCCUUGCUGAUCGGGAGAAAGAUCUCCGGUUGGCACUGGAGGAGCAGGGUGCUUAUGUGGUAGCUCUUGAGCUACGGUAUGAUGAGCUCACCGAAAAGAACUCCCAGAUUUUGGGCCGGUCGAAGACGUUGCCUUCUGUUGUCGGUGCUCUUCCUUCUGAGCUUCCAAACCAUACACCUAGCUUGAACGGGCAUCAUCUACUGAACGAUGCCAGAUUAUCGAACACACACUCGUGUGUUUCUUCAGGUCGUGGACAGCGAGAUCAGCGAGUCAUACUUCCUCGGGUCGACAAUGGUAGCAAUGUACCCGUCUAUGGAGCUAUCCUUCCCCCGCCCUGUAGUCAGCCGACAUUGGCGACUCCAGCACCUUACCAGCAAGCAGUUCCACGGCCCGAAGCCUUCGUUAUGACUCCUGGGGCACCUGUUCCGACCAGGGUCUCAGGUCAAGAUGUACGUCCAGUAGAUUCUGUUUCCAAUGUUGGUGUACCUCCUCGUAUGAGUGUUCCUAAGAAGUGUGAUUCAGCUGCCAUCGGUAAGCUGGCGAUACAGUCACUGCGAAAGAGUCAUCAAUUCUCUCAGCACGUACUUAGGAUUGAGGAAGUACUUCACGAAGCUGGUGAUGGUUUCUAUGAUGAAAAUGGAGCCUUUCAACCCCACUACGGGCUGAGGCAUGCUUGUAUUCAGAAGUUCCUUACCACACUCAACCAGUGUCCCGAGGUGAUGGAUACGGCUUCUGGUACCUAUGAUGUACGUGGUGACAAUUGGAGUGCGAUCAAGGAGGCAUGUAUCAGCGCUUACGGGCGUAGAAGUGUUUUGGUUGAGAAGCUCAACUUCAUCGUGUCUGGACUGAGAUUCAAGUCAGUGAGAGACAUCGAGUCGUACUUGAAAGAUGUCAUCGCUGCUUGUGAGAUCUAUCGAGUCGUCUACAGUACCGGAUCUACCGAUGCCCAACUGAUUCAAUUUGUGCGACAGAUUCUCUCUAAAUUACCUCGUGAGAUAGUCCAAGGUGUGAUCCGCCGCUGUAAAGACAGGCUGGGAACCCUCGAGGGUGACUGGGAAUGUGCUGUUCCGGUCCAUUCGUCGGGGUCGGUCAACCGAGAGAGUAUUGUUGAGUUCAUUCGUAUGGAGGCAAGAUUGAUGGAGGAGACCAAUAGUAUCCUACCGUCUAGAUCAUCAACUCCUCUCAACGACUCGGUAAAAGCUAUUCAGGCUGAUGAGACCAGUAAGAGUAAGAGUGAUGGAGGUGGUAAGUCUGGGGUGAAGUCUGCUUUCAAGGAGUUCCUUGGUCGUCACCGAGCGGUUUUUGGUGUUACUGGUUACGGUUGCAAGAACAAGGACGAGGUGGUAUCUCUUUGUCGACCUGAUGCUAUUCUAUCUCGUCACAAUCGUCAAGGACGUGUCUACUACCUUGUUGGUUAUCAGAACAGAGAGGUUGGUCUAGCUAACGUAUCCUCUCUGCCGGCUCCCAAGUUUCGAGCCUGGGAGGUGGAAGACUACUCUAAGAAGAAUGGUAACCGUAACGCUAAUGGUGGUGUUCUCAACGGCGACCCCAAGGUUGUGUCAAAAGAAGGGGACAAGCCGAGUCAGGGAAACUAGACAGGAUGAAUGAUGAGAGCCAAUGUUCGAAUACGAUCGAGGCUCUCGGACAUCCGGUUCAGUUGACCAAUUUUGAUGUCAUUUCUUUUGUAUCCCCUGUACCACCCGAAAUGAUGUUGAGGGUGAUAAUUCGUUCUGCAAGCAGUGCAAUCGAUGCUCCAUUCUUGGAGGCUCGCUGCAUUGUAGAUUCUGGCGCUGGUCGUCCGUAUAUAUUAGUUUCUAGUGUAGAAGAUGCUAUAAAAGCUCUCGAAGCUAUUGGUUGCACGAUGAGCUGUAGUAAUAGUACUUCUCUAGUGGCUCUAGCUAACGGCCACAAAGUAACCAUUCAUCACGAGAUCGAGUGUGA
Perkinsus marinus ATCC 50983 is the source of this 7009-nucleotide messenger RNA. RefSeq names its product retrovirus polyprotein, putative. Gene Ontology annotation, molecular function: zinc ion binding; nucleic acid binding. The transcript has 3 exons. Lineage: Eukaryota; Perkinsozoa; Perkinsida; Perkinsidae. The record is from RefSeq and is a predicted model, not a curated record. The coding region runs from base 1 to 6663 and encodes 2220 amino acids. Gene Ontology annotation, biological process: DNA integration.